CCCAACUACCUCACCUUCUCUUCGUCCGAGUCGACUGGGAUAUCUCGCCUAUAUCUAUACCCUUCCAAAGUUUCCCUAGGAUAUCUUUACUUCGUCUAUUCCUAUCAUUAUGCGGCUGGCUGCUCCAAUUUUCACUCGCACUGCCAAUGGCCCCGAUUCGGGCUUGUUCAGAGUCAACUCGGCAGUCUUCGAGAACGUCCCCAUUCCAAGACAUUCCCCCAGCCCCAACCUUAGAGCUCCGCCGUUAAGACCCUUCUUGAUAAGACUUCCUUCUGAAAAGACGAAUGACGAAUAUGACUGUUCUGCGGCAUCCACACCUUCUUUUGGACCACAACCUUCUAUCGAGCUUGUUAAGCCUACUGAUGGACCCUGGAUUAACGCUUCGACGUUCGCCACCCCAGCCUCACCGCAGGAAACCGAAGGACGAUGUUAUCCGCGGAUAUUUUUUAUUCUCGGGUUCUUCUUCCCAUUGCUCUGGGCUGUAGGAGGUGCCUUUCUCUGGCGGAAGAUUGACACAUCACACCAACCUGAAGCUGGAAUGAAUACACCCCAACAAUCCACAGAAAUAAUCUCUCGUUUGCGCGACCGUGAUGAUACGUGGGCAUGGAGAUGCAUAGCCAUCCUCGCCACCGAAAUACUCCUCGUCUGCUUCACACUUCUCGUUCUUUAUCGCAAAAAUAUCUUAUAGGAUUUCUUCGUCAGGACGGAUACCAAAGGGGAUUUAUCUAACGCUGGGUUUUUGUUGUUGUAUUCACCAUAUACCAGAACUUUUUUGAGGUUCUUGCAGCCAGUUUUGUUUCUUGUAUCACGGACAUUGCAUGUUAAUUGUGAUACAUGUAGCCUUGAGUCUAACUUUGCUUUUGAUUUGUAGUUAACAUCACGAACGUCCGUUUGUGAUGAUCCAGGAGUAGCAAUAAUAUUUGACCCAUCGAUUGUUAGCCAUCACUGUUUCCAGCUGGCAGAUACGGCUGCAAGCACAAGCACAAGACAAGACGCAACAGUGGUGUUUCUUGACGAGGAACUCCGAUGCCCAGGUGGGUUGCCCGUAACGUGAAUGCUACGCUUAUGGUUGCACACCUGCAUCAAGACGUAGUGAUCGGCGCUGUGAUGACCAACUUCCCCUCCCCAACGAUCCACUGAGCUUUGGCUUCAUCUACAUUAAGACCAACUUUUGUGUU
Molecule: messenger RNA, 1178 nt
Organism: Cantharellus anzutake
Lineage: Eukaryota; Fungi; Basidiomycota; Agaricomycetes; Cantharellales; Hydnaceae
Exons: 4
Source: RefSeq, a predicted model, not a curated record